Molecule: messenger RNA, 1659 nt
Organism: Rosa chinensis
Lineage: Eukaryota; Viridiplantae; Streptophyta; Magnoliopsida; Rosales; Rosaceae
Exons: 8
Coding region: 43-1308 (421 amino acids)
Molecular function (GO): chromatin binding
Source: RefSeq, a predicted model, not a curated record
UCGAUCAUCUCCAACUUGAGAGCGCACUCAAACUAAAAAAAAAUGGCGUUAGAGUUCAGGUCGUACAAGGACGACGCGUGGUACGACGCUCGCGUCGUGACGGAGGGCCGCCGUGGUACUCGCCUGAGAAUCAAGUUCUUCAACUUCGGCGACGACCAGGACGAGUUCGUCCACGCCAAGAACUUGAAGAAGCUCCAAGACGUCGACGUUCUGAGGUCUCGGUUCAGGAAAAUCUCUGUCCAGUUUCAGGACACGGAUUGUUCACGGGUCGAACCGGGCUUGCUCGUCUGCGCCGCCCGACCCGUCGGCGACGGUGACCUGAAGUUCUACGACGCCGUUUUCAGAGGGGUGGUGAAGAAGGAGCAUCAGAUUGUAAAGGGAGUGGAAGUGUGCAAAUGUACCUUCAUCCUCGACUGGAUUGACAAUGGAGAAUCUGGUUCAUGCACUGUUGAGAAUAUUUGCAGAGUGCAGGAUACUAGUGACGAAGAAUUGGAUCCGGUUCUGAUUUCUUUUCUCAACAAGGCCAGGGAGAGAAUCGAAAGUACUUUUUGUACUCGGUUGAGGAUUACUAGUGGAGAUGUUUAUGAUCUCAGAGCACCACACAAGGAUGCAAGCCGUUCCACCGCAGCCAUGGCUCUAGGCGGCUCUGUUGAAGGAAUGGGUGCAGAUUCUGAUUCAUUAAGGAUCUCUUAUGAAGCUGCUGAUCCCAAAAAGCGCUACAAGGUUACAAGUCCGCCCAAGGAAUCUUUGCCUUUGAGCUGCUACGUUGAAGGAAUAAGUGAUAAUGCUUCUGAUAUGGAUGGACGAGAUGACAUGGAUGUAGGAGGGGCUCCCUAUAUGGUAAUAGUUGAGAACCUGGAGAAGGAAAUAUCACCGGUUACAAUUAUGGAAUUUAUACACCAGCAAGUUUCAAUCACAUGUCAAGUCUUUGUUUCGCCAAGUAAGUCAUCGGAGUUGUAUACACGUGCAAUUAUCCUAUUAGACAACAAAAAGAAUCUUGAGAAGUUAUCCGACUUUUUGGAGAGUCCAGAUCACAUCAUCAUUUCCUCCAUAGGAAGGCCUUGGCUCAUGACAGAGAAAAGAUCAUUACCUGAGACACUAAGGGCAUCAAUCCAAACCUUAUCUCAGAUGGAAUUGAAGACAAGAACUCUAAGUAACAAUGAGUUGAAUGUUGUCUUUUCUGGAAGUCACGAAUACAUGGAAGCUAAAGAGCAACAAAAAUUGUUUAAAGAGUUCACUGAACACCAGUGUGGACUUCAGCGGAGGUUACAACUUGAAGAGGAAAAGAUCUCAAAGAAGUACAGGUGAAUGUCGGAAAGCUUUUGUAACUUGUGCAGUAAUUUUGCUAUGUUAUACACAUGGACUGCGUGAAAAAAACAUGAGCUGAUCGUUUGUUAGAGAUGGUUUAUAGAUCAUCAAAUUUUCGAAAAACGUAACAAACACAUGCAGCUAUUUUUUUUAUCCUAUACCUGUGUAUAAACACAUGCAGCUAUUUUUUUAUUAUCCUAUACCUGUGUAUAGCGUCAAGGCACACUCUGUACAUUUACAUUUGCCUGUGAAAGAAUGUGACUUAUAUAGAAGCUAUAUGUAUUUCCAGAUUGUAAUGUGUUCCUGUUGCAUCAGUUGGUGCAUGUGUUUGAAUAUCAGAAAGAAGAUAUA